AUUGCAAAUUGGCUCAAGAACAAAGCUAAAGUUGGAAGGCGGGGCUCGUGCGAAUGAUGGCUUAUGUCGGAAACGCUGGUGGAGAGAGUGCGAGAGAAUGUCAGCACACGACAAUAAUACACCACCCAUUGAAAAUUUACUGGUCAGAGAGCGGCUUUUGGGAACAUCAGCCGACAUGCAGAACUCGGAGGAAUUUCAAGAUUUGCCCGUUCAUGAUGACUUUGAUCCGUUUGAAUCUUACACGGAAUUGCCCGAAGAAACCGUAGAUGCCAACUUGACCGCUCCCCCAGAAAAUGAAUGGUACCAUGGAUGUUUAGAUAGACAGUCGGCAGAGAUGCGGCUGCAUGCAGCGGAGAAACCUGGAAGUUAUCUGGUCAGAGAGAGUGAACGAAGGCCAGGUUCAUAUGUUCUGUCCUACCUAGGACAAAAAGGGAUUAACCAUUUCAAAAUCACUGCUUUACUUGGAGAUUUCUACGUCGGUGGCCGAAAGUUCACAGCUCUUCCUCAGUUGAUAGGCUACUACACUCACAUAUCAAAUAUACUUAAAAAUGAGAGAUUACAAUUCCCUGUCUCUCCUCCGCCAGAGUCGCAGCCAGUGGAUGAGAAAAAGACGGUUGUUGUUGCCCUUCUUCCGUACAAUAAAGUUCCUGAUACAGAUGAGCUAAGUUUCAGUGCAGGAGAGGUAUUUGUCGUCCACAAUGAGCUGGGUGGGGGUUGGUUGUGGGUUACAUCACAGAGGACGGGAGAAAGCGGCAUCAUUGUUCAAGACCUUGUUAAAUUUGUGGAAGGCGAAAUCGAUCCUAAUGAGGGAAAAGUAUGGUUUCAUGGCAAUGUGUCUAAAGAAGAGGCGGCAGAGAUCCUAUGGAAAGACGGUGACAUUGGAAGUUUCUUGAUAAGAAACAGCGACAAGAACCCGGGUGAUUACUCUCUUUCCUUCCGCGGACCACAGGCAAUUCAGAGGUUCCGAAUCCAGAAACAGCAACGUCAGUACAUCAUGGGAGGCAGAAUGUACAACAGUCUGGAUGCUAUUGUGGACCAUUACAAGAAAGAAGAGAUAAUCGAUGGCUUCCGAUUAUUGGACCCUACUGCACCGAAGAAGUUCAAGAACCAGACGACAAGCACGGAGGACUCGUCACCGAUGGAUUAUGAAGAGCUACGGAGGAGAAGAAGCAGCGGAAUGGGGCUUCACAUCAUGACAGGAAUGGCAGACUCUAUCAUAAAACAGGGACAUCUCAGCAAGAAAAGUCAAAAACACAAGAAGUGGAAAACCUACUUCUUCUUACUCAACUCGACAGAGCAACAUUUGUAUUACUUCGACAAUGAUGCGCGUACCAAACCGAGGGGGCUGAUUGAUCUGGGUUAUGCUUCCGUCUAUGCUGUCCAUGAGAGUCUGUUUGCCAGACCCAACUGUUUCCAGAUCGUCGUGAGGGCACUCAAUGAUCUUCAGGUCUUUUACCUCAACGCAGAGUCGCAUGAACUCGAAAAGGAAUGGGUCCAAGUGUUACGUUCGUGCUGCAGCAAGGCCGGGUGGACAACCCAGUCCCAACGAGGGAGUCGCAAACGGCGCAUCAAACAACUCAAAUCGCUUCGUCUGCGAAUCCUGGAAGCGCACAACAUCUCCAGCAAGCAGAUACCGCAUGCUUACUGCGUGGUGUCACUCAACGAGGUCAAGGUGGCCAGGACACCCGUCCAACAGGCUCCUAACCCUGUGUGGGAUGAGGAGUUCUUGUUUGAUGACUUUCCUGAUGAGAUCGAUUCAUUUACCAUUGAAAUAUGCAACGGUGCUAAGAGAGCCAAGUCCAUUCCUGUCUGUCGGACGUCCGUCCUUCUUGACCGCUUGACCAACGGAUCGGUGUCGGAUGAGUGGUAUCCUCUCAUCUCUGCGGCCAAUCUGAGUAGAUCGGUGGAGAUGGGAUCGAUACGAGCGAGGGCGCAGUUUAUAUCGGAGACCCUGAUGCCUAUUGAGGAGUACAGCCGAGUCAAGGAGCUCAUCUUUGAGGAUUCCGAGUACCAGAACAUCUUUGCUCUUGAAGAGGCAUGUGCGAAGGACCGAACCCAUCUUGCCAGUGUUCUCCUCGACAUCUUCAUGCAUCAGAGGAAAGAGAUCCCACUCCUAAAGAAUCUCAACUCAAGAGAGAUUGAAAAAGAAGGUGAGAGAACAACCCUGUUCCGCUCCAACACCCUUGCCACAACAUUGAUGGAUAGGUACAUGAAGACCACAGCUCAGAAAUUUGUACAGCAUGCUGUAGGGGGAGUCAUUCUCAAAAUCAUGGAGUCAAAACAGUCAUGUGAGUUAAAUCCACAGAAGUUUGAGAAGGGAGCAGAUGCAACAGAGAACCUGGAACAUUUACUAGGAUUCCUCAAGGACAUUAUUGAAUCCAUAUUCAGCUCGACCAAUGCUUGUCCAAGGGCAUUACGAUACCUGUGCGCUUGUAUUCAGAAUGAUGUGAAAGCAAAGUGGAAGGAUGACCCAGUCUUGCCGGCUAGAGCUGUAGGGGGAUUUAUAUUUCUCCGUUUGAUCUGUCCUGCUGUCUUGAACCCACGUCUCUUCAAUAUUGUGUCAGAGGCCCCAUCACCAGUAGCUAGUAGAACGUUGAUGAUGGUUGCCAAGGCGAUACAGAAUCUUGCCAAUCAGGUGGAGUUUUCGAAGGAGCCAUAUAUGGAGGCCAUCAAUCCAUUCAUUGUCAUUAAUAAGGGGAGGAUGAUCCACUUCCUGACUGAUCUCUGUCUUGUGAAUGGACCACCCACGCCAGGUGACGUACCACCUAUAGACCUAGCCAGGCAAUUAGCAGCUCUACAUCAACUUUGUGUCACUCAUCUCAAAGAACUCCAACAACUCAGUCAAUCACAGCCUAGUUUGAAGUAUCUCCUUGGCGUGACGGAAAUGCUGAACCAGAGGCGGAUCUAUUAUGUUGGACAGCAGGGUGCAAACCAGAGCUUUGGUACUAUGUCCUAACUUGCAGCUCUUGUGCAAGUUACCUGAUAAAUGGCUUCUAAUUUGUGAAAUUUUGAUGCUGUUCAUCGAGCUUGAUACAUUAUGAGGAUAAUGUUUACCCAAGUUACAUUGUAAUGUUGCCCUGUCGUUCAAUCUUAUAUUUAGAAUUAUAAUCCCUGAAGGUAACUCUUCAUGUCCAUGUAGUAAAUUUAAGGGAUAGGGGUAUGUAAGUCCUUGCCAUUGAUUAACUAGCAUAUUAUUCCAGAAAUGAUCAAAUGCAAAAUCAUGUUUACAAAUCCAAAACAUAUGUAUUGGAAAGAAUAAUGUAUUGAUAAUUGAGCUGAUUUUUUUAAUGUUUUAAUAAGAGAAUCUUAAGGGGUAUAAGAGCAGAUGUUCUGUUAUAUAUAUUAAUCAAUUAUAUUGAUUUCAUACAUGUAUGCUAUUGCAUUUAUAUUUAUUGUACUUGAUUUGAUAUUGUUGAAAUAAUUCAUAUUAAGUUUGUAUAUCUUGAUCUGUGAUUUUUGUGAGCAGUUGUUAUAUUACUCCUUUUUUACAUACCCAUCGGCUGUUGUUAGUAUACUUGUUAUGCUGCAUGACUGUUUAUUUUAUUUAAUUUUUUAAGAUAAAAUAUAUGCCCAUUCAGAGGUAAUUGCCAAUUCCGAUUGAUAUCACUAUCAGUCACCAGUGGUGUUAGGUUAGGUGACAUGUGAAUGCUCUUUUAUUGUGAGUAGAGAUUGAUUGCUACUUGUGAACCGUCACCACACGUGACCAUUAAUGUGGUAUGGAUGUUGUAAGUGGUUGGAGCGUUGAUAGAUCAUGGAACAUGUGCUACUGUGGGUGCGUCGUGGUCUAGUGGUUCUGACUCUCGCCUUUCAAACAGAGGGUCGUGGGUUCGAAUCCUAGCCAUGGCGUGUUUUCCUUCUUCAAGAAAUUUAUCCACACUGAGCUGCACUCGACCCAGGUGAGGCAAAUGGGUACCGGCAGGAAAUAAUAAUGAUAAUAUAAUAAUAAUAAUCAGUAGACUAGCUUAGCCGGGGUAAUAUAGGAGCGCCUUGAGCACCUAGCAAGGUGGAUACGUGCGCUACACAAAGCUUAUAUUAUUAUUUGCAUUUGUGUCAUAUUGCAUACCACCAUGAACAGUUUGUAUUUCACAUUGUGAUGCAUCAUACAUCACAUGUUAAUGACAUGUUAAUAUCAUGUUCAUUAUGUGCUAAUAACAUGUUACUGAUCACCACUGGUGAUUGAUAGUGAUAUCCAUGUAUGGUGAUAACUAAUAUUCCAUUACUACGUGGAACAGGAAAGGUGCUAGAAAUUAAAUUCUGGAAAAUCCACUAGUCUCUCUCAGCAUAUACAUGUAUGGAUCUUGCAUUGUUACAGUAUAGAAUGAUCAGGGCCCCAUCUUACAAAGAGUUACGGGUGAUCCAAUCAAACACAACUAUGGACGGCCAGCAAUGUCAAAAUCUAAAGUGCAAAUGUGUUCAAAAUAUUUUCUAGAUAUGAUGUAUGUACAAACAUUCAUCAAUCUCUUGAAGAUUCAGUGACUGUGCUUCCCAUUGUUUACUAAGGAGAUUGUGCAAAUUUCCUGUAGAAAAUUAUGGUAUGGAUGGAUUUCCAUACAGUUGAGAUUGAUUGGAUCAAUGGUAAGUUUUUGUGAGAUGGGGCCCUGGGCUCCUUAUGCAAAGCUUAGUUCCUAAUCGUGGGGUUGAUCAUUACACUUUAUUGCUGUACAUACAUGUAGAUUAUAAUAUGCAAUCAAGCAUAAAAAAAUCAAUUGUAUGACCAAUCUCCAACCUCUGUGUAACAGGUCCCCUGUUAUGUAACAAGCAGUUUUGAAACUAACAUUGUAUCAAUUGUGCAAAAAUUCUUGGUUUGAAUGAAAAUGAUUUUAUUUUUAUUGUCUUCCUUUUUUUAUUUGCAGUUUUGUUGAUUAUUCAUUGAUAUUAUUUCUUGGUGUACUGAAUUACCUACCUGUAAGAUCUGCAAACAUCAAGAAUGCCUACAAGCAAUGUGCUGACAAACAAAACAUCAUAUAGCUUAAUGGCAAAGAACUUCAUUUCGCAGAACGAUGAUUUUAAUUCACAAGAACCACCUUGCAAAUUGGCAAAGCAGCAUUAACAAUGCUGAUUUCAAAAAUGCUAGAUACUCUGUUCAGUCUAUUAAAAGAAAAACAAUGAAAACAUGAUGCUAAAAUUGGAUGUCUUGGGACAGUAAGAUGUAGGGGUUUUUUUUAGUACUGUUCAUCCUUUCUAAAUGCCAUUCAAGGCUUUUUUUUAUGACAAGUAAUGUUCCAAGUUGUAAUCAAACGACAGUAAAUUUGCGUUAUUUGAAAAAAAUAUAUUGUAUUUAAAAGCACCUCAUGAAAUUUUGUUAAUUUAAAAACUUGGACUGGAUGAAUUUUUUUUUGCUAAUACAAUGUACAUACUUAAAGUGAAUAUUCCUCUGAACGCCAAUUAUAAUUAUAGCCAUUUAUUCUCAUAAAUAUCGAUGGUAUACAUGUGUAGCUGGUAUACAUGUGUAGCUGGUAUUAACUGCAAUCUCAAACACUAGAACAGCAAAAUAAAGCCUCCCCCUGAAUGAUCUGUGAUUAAAUUUAAAGCUACAUGUAAAUUAUGAUUAAUAGACCUCGCUUCUCUGCAGCUGAUUCAUAAACCAUUUUGUUCUCUAUUGCAGGAUAGGGUUCUUUUAUGAGCAUUUCAUUUCAGCUUCUUAAAUUGCUAAGAUAAAAAAUAUUUGUUCAUAUUCAAAAUGUUAUCAAGUUUACAGAUUUGGACUCUCUCUGCAAUAUCUGACAGGAGCCUCAUCCUUUUGACUUCUCAGGCAUUUCUUACAUCUUCAGGGUUUUCUUUUUGUCCUCUCCUUUAAUCUUUGUUUUUUCAUCAGGGAGUAUUUUUCUUGGUAUUGCAAAGACCUAUGUUGCUAUGAAGAAUUUUUUAUUUGACUGCUUAAAAAAUUGUCAUAUGUGUAACAUGUUUAUCUCGAAGACUGCAAACUUUUUUAUCUCUUUUCCUUCAAAUAACAAACUGCUAAUCAAUUUUUGCAAAUUAAAAUGAUUGUCUGUUAAUGUACAAUGACUCUCAAACUGUUCACGAUAAUAAUUACAGAUAUGAUUUAUAAUGCGCCAAAUCUUAUCUACAUAGUACCCAAGGCGCAAUGAAAGACGAGAGAGGAAGAUAAAAGAGGGUAAACAUAUUAAUAAGCAAUGAUAAGUUAAAGAAGUAGAAAUAGGCGUGACCUUGAUUAACAUUUAAACAUCUCAUCAGAAAUGCAUUCUCGGAUAACCAGGAAAAGAUUAUUUGCCUUUUUGUCUGCUGAUAAAGAAAACUGCAAUUAUUUAACAAACUGUUUGUUACACCGUUUGGACACCCUGUCAAAUGGCAAAACUGAAACAAUAUCUCAGUGAUCUCUCCAUCACUCUUGUUUUCUUUUUAUAUUCUCAGGAACUUUGUUUUUCUCAUUUAUUUGUCAUGUGUUAUAUGACUUUCUUAAUUUCGGGAUACUGCGGUGUAAUCUUUGACCUUUUAUGUAAUUCUAUGCUAUCCUUGAAAAUAGAAUGAAAAUAGAAUAGAUAAUGAGAAAGUGGAUUCCGCGAGUUUGGAAUAGAGUGUGUUUCACAAGAUACCUUGUGAGUGAUUUCUCAUUCAGGUGCAAGUUUCACUUAGUGAACAUCUGAUGGUUUUUAAUUGUGAAUUUUUAUAAUGGCACUGGGAGGUUCUGUAUGUAAAAAGAAAUGAAUAGAUUUUUUUUUAAUGAUUGUUGCAUGAUGGUUACGGUAAAAACCUCUUAUUGUAAGCAAUAGUCUUAAAGUUUUGUCAAACUUCAUCUCAGAUACAAACCAAUUUCUCUGGUUUCAUGAUCAAUAUUGUUAUUAUUGUUAUUAUUAUUAUUAUAUUAUCUUAUGAAAUAAUGACGUUGAGAAGUUAUGCCACAAAGAGAGACCAUGACUAGGGGAGCGAGAUCUUGUCUUCAAAUUAGUUAGUAGUGCCAUUUUGGACAAGAUCACUCUAUUUUUAGUCUGGGAUUGGCAACUUCAUUUCAACAUAAUUUUUGAAGAAAUUGUGGUUUAGACUUUAUGACGAUCACUUGUUGCUGUUCUCCUAACUGUUUUUGUCAGAUCAGACCAAUGGAAAGGCUGCCAGUGUCAAUGAUACUUUGGUGGGGUAUUGAAUGAAUUUUCUAGGAAUUGUUUUUCUUGUGAUCAUUCAGCUUCUAAUAUCUUCAUGCCCCCCCCCCCUUUUUUUUUGCCAUUGAAAGUUUAUGUAAUCAUGUAAAGUAAUAUAAAAGAUUUAUAUCUCCAUAUUAAGAAGCUUUCCUUGUUGAAAUUCAUAUAAAAGAAGUUGAGUGAUUCUCAAGAAUGAUGUUAUUUUGUGCAAUAUUUUAAAUGAUUGUUUUUAUUCUUUUUUUUUUGUUUAAUGAAAUUACAUCACACAGUCUUUGUACAUGUAUGUUAAUUCAUUACAGGCUAACAGAAUAAUGUAUUAUACAAAGUCAAUACCGAAUGAAAUUCAUAAAUGAUGUUUUUACUUUGUGUUUGUACUAUUAAUAUUCUGCUUUGUACUUCAUAUUUUAUUAGAUUACUAGAAUUAUAAAAUAGUACUUGUGGUAUUUUGCACAAAAAGGCUUACUUUAUUUGAUUUCAUUGUUUUGUUUAUUCAUCUCAUUAACUUUUUGCACUAUGGAGAAUGCUUGUACAUGUAAAUUGUCUCAAAAUGUUUGCUGAGAAUUUAUGAAUAAGAACAAUUCCCUGAAAUGUAUUCCAUAGAGUAUUAUGUAGUGUUUGAUAUUUCACUUAUUUGCAUGUAUAUUUUUUUUCCAUAUACCCUUUGACACAAUUUUUCAGGCUAUUUUACUGUUUUUUAUGUUCAUUGUAUUUUCAAUUAUAAAAGCCAAGAGGUUUGUAUGAUUUGCAACCUGUGUUUAGGAGAUUUUUUUUAAAUAACUAUGAAGUCAGCAUUUUAAUUCCAGGGAUUGAAUACUGUUCAUUUAUUUCUGUCACAUACAACCCCUUGUACAUUGUGUGCUAAAUAUUGCUAAAGGACAUUUUAUGAUGCAUGUUUGGUAUAAAAUCUCAGUAAUUCUCCUGUAUAUUAUUCCUUCAGAAUCACAGCAUUUUCAUGAGAAAUGUUAAGAAUUUCACAUAGUUGUAGAGUAUUAGUUCAGUUCUGUUUUGUUUUUAGAUGUAUCUUUUUUAUUGAUAUGUAUAUGGUUGUAAAUGUAUGUGUGUGAGAAUAUAUUGGAGCUUUUCAUGUAUUUAUUGUCUUUGCGAUUUUUUUUUUUUUUUAGUAAUAACAGUGCUUCUUUAAUUUUGUUAUCCACCUUCGGUCAUUUCAUGAGGUUUCGAGCAGAUAACAAUUCAUUGACGCAAUACACUUGGACAAGCAUUUAUAUCUGUGUUUUAUUAAUAAAAUGUAUGCAUUAUUAAUUUUGUUAAUGAAUAUUCAUGAGGGUAUAUGAAAUAUUGAUUUAAGUACUAUUCAAUUAAUAUGGUUCUAUCUGAAUAGAUCGUACUCCCCUGUUGCUUAUGAUUAGAAACCAAGAUUAUUUUCCCAAACACUAAAUUGUUGUUUUUCUUAUUUCCUUCUAGUAAUUACAUGUAGUAUGUAUAGAAUUUAAAGAUAUAUAGAAGUCAUGAAAUAAAAAACAAAAUACCCAGCCUGAUUGGAAUUUGAAAAAUGUAA
Molecule: messenger RNA, 8610 nt
Organism: Lytechinus pictus (painted urchin)
Lineage: Eukaryota; Metazoa; Echinodermata; Echinoidea; Temnopleuroida; Toxopneustidae
Product: ras GTPase-activating protein 1-like
Exons: 23
Coding region: 98-2956 (952 amino acids)
Biological process (GO): regulation of GTPase activity
Molecular function (GO): protein binding
Source: RefSeq, a predicted model, not a curated record